Molecule: messenger RNA, 1752 nt
Organism: Gastrolobium bilobum
Lineage: Eukaryota; Viridiplantae; Streptophyta; Magnoliopsida; Fabales; Fabaceae
Product: pectinesterase-like
Exons: 2
Coding region: 1-1752 (583 amino acids)
Biological process (GO): cell wall modification
Molecular function (GO): pectinesterase activity; pectinesterase inhibitor activity
Source: RefSeq, a predicted model, not a curated record
AUGACCAGCAGCAACCACAAUUCCCUGUCCAAGAAGAAGAAGCUCUUCUUGUCUCUCUUCUCCACCCUUCUUCUAGUGGCAACCGUCGCCGCCAUUGUCGUCGGAGUAAACUCACACAAGAAGAACUCCACCGGAGAAAACAAUGCCUCCUCCCUCUCUCACCAUUCUCACACCAUAAUCAAAAACGCUUGCAGCAGCACAUUCUACCCUGAACUCUGUUUCUCAGCCAUAUCCUCUGAACCUGGCAUCACAAACAAAGUAACAAACCACAAGGAUGUUAUAGAGUUAUCCUUGAACAUCACAACCAGAGCCGUUGAACACAACUACUUCACAGUGGAGAAGCUUCAAAACAAAAAGGGUCUAACAAAAAGGGAGAAAAUCGCACUCCAUGAUUGCUUAGAAACCAUUGAUGAAACCCUCGAAGAGCUCAAGGAAGCCUUUGAGGAUCUCAAACUUUACCCUCAAAAGAAAUCACUUUACCAACAUGCUGAUGACCUCAAAACACUCAUCAGUGCCGCCAUAACAAACCAAGUUACUUGCUUGGAUGGUUUCUCUCACGAGGGUGCUGAUAAGACUGUGAGAAAAGCUCUUGAACAAGGACAGAUACAUGUUGAACACAUGUGUAGCAAUGCUUUGGCUAUGACCAAGAACAUGACUGAUACUGACAUAGCCAACUAUGAACAGAACAUGAUUAUGGAUGGAAACAACAAUAAUAGGAAGCUGAUGAUGGAUUUUAAUGAGGGUGCAAUUCAGUGGCCGGAGUGGAUUUCUGCGGCGGAUAGGAGGCUUUUGCAGGCGCCGGCGGUGACACCGGAUGUGGUGGUGGCGGCUGACGGCAGCGGUGACUUUAAGACGGUGUCAGCUGCGGUGGAUGCAGCUCCUUUGAAGAGUAGCAAGAGAUUUGUUAUAAGGAUUAAAGCUGGGGUUUAUAGAGAGAAUGUUGAUGUGCCAAAGAAGAAGAUUAAUAUAAUGUUCUUGGGUGAUGGUAGAACUAACACUAUCAUCACUGGUAGCAGAAAUGUUGUUGAUGGCAGCACAACCUUCCACUCUGCCACUGUCGCCGUUGUGGGUGGACAAUUUUUGGCCCGAGACAUAGCCUUUCAAAACACAGCAGGGCCCUCAAAGCACCAAGCAGUGGCUCUAAGAGUUGGUGGUGACCUUUCAGCCUUCUACAACUGUGACAUCUUAGCAUACCAAGAUACCCUUUAUGUACACAACAAUCGCCAAUUCUUUGUGAACUGUCUCAUAUCAGGGACAGUGGAUUUUAUCUUUGGUAACUCAGCUGUUGUGUUACAAAACUGUGACAUUCACGCUAGGCUUCCUAAUUCAGGCCAAAAGAACAUGGUCACUGCACAAGGGAGGGUUGAUCCUAACCAAAACACUGGCAUUGUUAUCCACAAGUGUAGAAUUGGUGCCACUAAGGAUUUGGAACCUGUGAAGAAGAGUUUCCCUACAUAUCUUGGUAGGCCAUGGAAAGAGUACUCUAGGACUGUGAUUAUGCAAACAACAAUUAGUGAUGUGAUUGACCCAAUUGGGUGGCAUGAGUGGAAUGGUGACUUUGCUUUGAACACUUUGGUUUAUAGGGAAUAUCAAAACAAUGGGCCAGGAUCUGGAACUUCUAAGAGGGUUGCAUGGAAAGGGUUUAAGGUUAUUACUAAUGCUGCUGAGGCCCACGCUUUUACUCCUGGAAGUUUCAUUGCGGGCUCUACCUGGUUGGGCUCUACUGGGUUUCCUUUCUCUCUUGGGUUGUAA